This is a messenger RNA of Ectocarpus sp. CCAP 1310/34, 4273 nucleotides long. NCBI's taxonomy places the organism in Eukaryota, Phaeophyceae, Ectocarpales, Ectocarpaceae. The record is from the annotation of a GenBank genome assembly.
CCCGUUGAAAGCACCAAAAACACCGAAAAUCGCUUGUUUUUAGAGUUUUGACCGGCUUUUUGUUGUCCAUUUUAAAAACUGAAUGACCCUUCCCUCCGUAUGGUCUGUCCACAGGUCUCUGUCGAACGUGAAGAGCCAAGUCUUUCGUGGAAGCGAGUAUUCCACGAUACCAGUUCGUCGUCAAAUACCAAGUUCAAACACGUUUUGGCGUCGGCAGCUGGUAAUGCGGACCAACAAUCUUUUCACGAAAACACACACAAAAAACGAAAAAUCGGCCCACGCGCAUACACGAUUUUGGGGGGUCACGCGAGAGCCUACUUUGUACAAAAAACUAUCAGCGCCCGUUUCAUGCAUGUUGACGCCCAGGCGAAUUGUGAGGCAAAGAGUCAACAUCUUCCAGUAGACGUGGGAGGGUUAAAGAUGUUGCUGGGGCACUUGAAGCCGGACUCUCCUCUCGAAAACCCCUGGGGUGCUCCUAACCAGAGGGGCGGGGAGAGCUUCUCCCGCAAGCGCGACCGCGCGAAGCUUCUUCGGCAGCAGAUGAACGACGGCUUGGACAACCUUCACGAGGCGCUGGUGGAGAUCAGCACGAGCGGGGCCAACCUCUCCGCGUCCGCGGCGACGAGCCUCAUCCCGACCCGCGGCCCCCGACGAGCCGCGGUCGUCGCCUGCAGCGCCGGCCUCGUGCGGGACCUGAUCUCCACCUGCAUCGCCCUCCGCAAGGAUAAGGCCUCCUUGUUGGCCCGUCUCGCCGAGGCGCUGCGGCAGCAGCAGCAGCAGCAGCAGCAAGGCGCAAGCGGCGGUUCUUCGGCGCACGUCGAGAGCGGUGCUGCCGGCGCCGCCGGCGAUGGCGAAACCGCAGCGAGAAAGAAGCAUGACGACGGUGGCAGUCAUGGGCGGGAUAGUGGCGGUGCCAGCGGCGCCGUGGCGACGGCGGGCGUGGCGUCGUCGGCGAAGGUGUUCGGGCAGCUGCUGUCGCUGUCGGUGUUCGGGUUCCUCGGCCCGCAGUCCCUCGAGGAAGCCAGCAAGGUCUCGCGCGAUUGGAGGGACAAGUGCACGUGGGAUUGCAACUGGAGCACCCUGUGCGUUUCGCGCUGGAGACUCGGGCCUGAGCAGCGCCACGCGGAGGUCUGGCGCGUCCCCGAUGACGCCGACGGCACCGGCAAGGGCAAGAGCAAAAGCAAGGGCGUGGCGAGGUCGGUCUUGUCUCCUCCGGCGCCCCCGCCGACCUGGCAGUCGAUCUACGGCCGCCUCCACAGGGACGUGCACGCGCCGAGCGGGACCUUCUGUCCCUCCCACAUGGUCAUCGGCAGAAGCGUUCAAGAGGGAGUCGCGGUCUGGAUCGCUCUUAACCGCCGGAGUAACGGUAUGACGGGCCGCUCCGUCAUGACGCAAGGGUCAACCGGGUUGAGGACGACUGAGGUGAUCGAGCUGAGGGCCGUGGUCCAGCGAGUGGAAGAAGGACCCGCGGUCCGCGUCCACCCCCACGCCUUCAAGGUCAGGAGAGUCAGCGGCCUGCGCGCCCUCCUCAAGGAUCACAGCGACGGCGGCGGCGGCGGCGGCGGCGGCGGGGGCGGCUCCAGGAGCUCUGGCGCCGCCAUUGUGACGACAACGACAGGAUUUUUCCCGCCGGUUUCCCAGGGCAAAGACCGCUUCUCGCCGAAGUUUACCAUCAACAGGGGAGCCGUGGAGAGCAGCAGCAGCAGCAGCAGCAGCAACAGCGCGGCGGGCUUGCUGACGAACGGCGGCGGAGUAGUAGCAGGAGCAGGAGUGAGGUCGUCUUGGUCGGGGACGGCAGCGGCAGCAGCUUCGCUGGCGGCGGAGGCGACCCCACCGUUGGCACUCUACGAGUACGCGGUCGUGGACUUCUUCAUCGAGGCCGCCGGGUGCCCCACGGAAGCGGAUUUCCUGAGACUGGAGGCGUGCGUCGACGUGGCGGUCUCGGGCGCCGCCGCGUCGGCGGCCGGGGCGACGCCGAUCGUUGGGAGCGUCGGUGUCCCUCUCCUGUCCGUUGGGUUGACAGAGAGAAACCCCCUGCGACCGGCGGCGGCGGCGGUGGCGGCGGCGGGGGGGGGGCUCCGCGCCAUGGGCGUGGGAAUGGGCCAGCCGAUUAAGCGCUGGUUCUGAGGGAGAACUGGCCAAUCAAUCAGUGCACCAGGCCGAGUUGUCCCGAGGCCUUUCUUAUUUUUGAUCUUUCCUUUCGGGUGUUUUACAGGUUGACCACCUUGUUCUGGAUCGGUUCCCUGGCCGUGAAGUAUCAGACAAUGAAAUAGCAACGGGCUUCGCAAGAGGCGGGAUCGGAUUAUUUUUUUGUAGAAUAAAAAUUUGCUCGUUUGGAGAGUGCUUUGUUGAAGGCGGAGAGAAAAGGUGCGAGCAUUUUUGACUCAGUCGCUUGCACGCCCGCCCUUUUUUCUCGAUUGGGAGAAGAACAGCAGUUGAUAUGUCUGAUAUCACAUUAAGCUCUCUCUUGUGAAAAUAACGUGUAGUGAUGGGAGAUGCGAUUUGUCAAUGUUUCGGCGUCUUCAGGCAGCGGCUUGUCUGGCGCUAUGAAGGUCUCCUACAUUUUGGCGUCUUGUCCACAUGUGCUCUAACCCGGCGGGAGGUUUCAUCACAUCUGUCUUUUUUUUUUUUUUCAUUUUUGAAGGCGUGGUGGUAAGACUUCAGAGAACAUGCGCGGGACAGGGAGCCUUUCAGCGGGAAACGGCUACCUCGCCACGCUUGUCACUCUCCCACUCUCGUUCCCCCCCUCGUUUGUAUUGCCCUUUGGAGUUUGCGGGGUCGCCCAGUCUUGGUCCGAACCGCGAGCUCGUGGGCACACGCGCGUGGGUGCGAAAGCUUCCAGCUACUGAUUCCAUAUAUAUGGUGCGUGGUGGUGUUCUCGGUGUGUGUUGUCCUUCGAGAUCAAAGCAAAGGACCUUGUCGAGACGUUGCGCAUGUUUGAGGCGUUUUUUUUGUUUCCUGGGUGCAUGGCAUGUGGGAGCGAUGCACGCCGCCGCGGACGGGGCGAAGAGCGGGUAGCAGACCCACACGCUGCUUGGGGUUGCGUGAUCGAGCGCACACCUCUUGGCGCGGUGCGUUGUGUGCUUCGUCGUUCCAUGUCUUUUGUGGCGCCAGCCAGCGCCUCCGUUUGAUGCAUGUUUUGACGUGGCCGCCUGGCGUAUCCAGUAGGAGGAAGGCCUCACGAGAAACGCGUCCCGUGGUCUGUACAAAUCGUUUGAAGGAAAAAUCUAUCUGUUUUUUAGAGGCAAUGUAGUGCGCCCAGUGUGGACUUGUUUUUGGGUGGUGGUUUGUGGUUGGUAAGUUGGGGCUAGUGGGUGCGCAACGGGAGGUGCUUGACGGCUUUCUUCGCGUCAAUAGGCGGUUUUUCUGUCGCUGGGAAAUCGUGCUCGUUAGGCGGCUCCCCUGCUGUAGGGUAGGCACCGCUUAUUGUAGCACCUGGUGGCAAACAUAAGUACGACAUGUAUCCUCUCCGGGUAUGCGUCAAGGUGCCCCUAAAGGGAACCACAGAUCGGAUCGCGGGACGCGCUGUGCGUAUGCACACGUACGUGGCCUGCUCUCUUGAUUCUCUGGGAUGGGAUGGGCGGUCGGUUUACUGGGUUGUUUACGCGAGCCCCCCUGUCCGUUGUUCAGGCAGUCCGCCCUCUCCUUGCUUUCUCUCGUCUUUGCAUCGGAGAGGCUUGCCGUCGUUUGGUGCCGAGAUCCUCGGAUUUUCCUCUAGGCUUUGCGCGGCGCACUGCCUCCGCCCCCUUGCCACGAGCGCCGCAAGAGGCUGCGUGCUUUUCUGCCUUGUGAUCGCCGCCCUGCACCGUUGGUGUUUUCUCGUGUCACGGCUCGGCCGGGUUGUGCGAUCAAAGACAGACAGACAUUGUUUGUCAUGCACUGUUGUGGUGAUGGUGAUGAGUGUUCUUGGUGUUCGAACGUGCGGGUGCGGGGAACAUCAGUCAGCCGCCGCCCUUUGUGCUUUGUGUCGCCUUUCACAUUGCUUUGCGUGGGGGGGGGCUUAUGGAGACCUGCGUCAUUCCCUCACCUUUGGAGAUGUCCGUUAGGCGAGCUUGGCUGAGCAUGUUUACGUGUGUGUCCAGCCUACGUCGCAGUAGUACAUGUUGGACCCGCUGGGACACACUGCAAGGCAGAUGUACCCAGGAGCAGCACGUAUGGCCGCGCCAGCGGGUCAACAAGUAAACUACUACAGGAACGGGAGUGUGCUUGGACGUAAGCUGUGCACGGAUGAAUUAACGGAUGGGUGGUCGGGGUUGUGCUCCUCUUCUUGCGG